Molecule: messenger RNA, 2583 nt
Organism: Microsporum canis CBS 113480
Lineage: Eukaryota; Fungi; Ascomycota; Eurotiomycetes; Onygenales; Arthrodermataceae
Product: UBA/TS-N domain-containing protein
Exons: 1
Coding region: 1-2583 (860 amino acids)
Biological process (GO): clathrin-dependent endocytosis; clathrin coat disassembly
Cellular component (GO): cytoplasm; intracellular membrane-bounded organelle; vesicle
Molecular function (GO): clathrin binding
Source: RefSeq, a predicted model, not a curated record
AUGGACGACCUCUCCGGCCUUGACUGGUCUCAGAAUUCGAGCUCCCAGAAAUCUGUGCCGGCAAACACUCUCUCGAGCAUGUCCACUCUGCGUCCUGCGCCCCCUUUGUCUGGCCGCUCAAGCCCAUUCUCUUCACAACCUGCUGUGAACCGAGCCCUUCCUUCGAAGACAGUGACACCUUCUAAUGACAGCUUUGCGAACCUAUUGAAUUUCCCGUCCAGCAACUCGACUAAGAACCUCUCCCUAGCGGAAAGGCAGAAACAGCUGACGGAACAAAAGGCACGUGAGGAGCGGGAGAGGCAGGAGAAACUGAAGGCACAAUACGGAGGGGCCAAUGAUCAGAUAUGGGAUAGCCUAGAGAAGUCCAGGAUAGCGCACAGUGCUCCUUCGGCUCAUCGUGGCGGGGUAAAUAGCACCGGUGGCGAGGACGAGGACGAUUUACUAGCUGCUUUCAAUGCGUCUACGCCUGUUGAUCAAUCUACCAAUUUCCCUAUACCAAGUGCCUCUUCUCCUUCAUUCCAAGACUGGACAAAAUCUCAAUCCCCCGCCGCAGCUACUACUGUAACUGAGGACGAUGAUCCAUUUGGGAUGGCUGAGUUCAGUGCAAGCCGCCAAAAGCUAGAGACUCCAUCUACAAAGGCGGCUGCACCAGAUGAUGACGAUGAUGUUCUGGGUGUUCUUGCAAAACCGGUAUCCGAAUUUCCAAAGCGUCAAACGACAAGCCCGGGCCUCGAAAUUCAUGAAGAGCCCGAAGCGGGACCAUCAUGCCACACACCAGAAGAUAGAGCUAUCGCGGAAUUAGUCGACAUGGGAUUCCCUAUUCAUAAAGCGCGAGAAGCUCUUGCCGAGACUUCGUCGGGGACAGACGUCCAGCAGGCCGUUAGCUGGCUACUCAAUCAGGCUCAUAGCGAGGCCAAAGAGAAGGCACAGAGUAGAAGCCGUACUGGGGAUCAAGACAGGUCACCCGAUCCGGCGAUGUCUCGACGAUCAAGAAGGGAGAAUGACGGCUACAACUCAUCCCGGGAUCGGUCUUCUAACAAUGGCGGCCCUAGAGAAAAAGAUCCCGCUCAGCUGGCCUCCGAAUUUGGAAACACUCUCUUCAAGUCAGCCAACUCACUCUGGAAAACUGGGACUAAGCGGGUUCAACAGGCCGUUCAAGAAUUCAACAAUCCCCAAGACAAUUCAACGCAGCCUCGCUGGAUGAGGGAGAACACGCCAAAUCCUUCGAGAAGCAGGGAAAGAAGGGUGGAGGCCCGACGUGAAUCCCCCCAAGAAUCACAGGCGGAAACCAUGACGAACGAAGCUAUGAUGCUUGAAACCUCCAGAGAGCUACCUACUCCGACUUCACGUCCCCGAGAUAGAGAGCCCUUAGAGACACCCAACCAGCCUAGCUCACGAGGCAGACCAUCGGAAAUCCCUUCAAAGCUCCGUUUUCAACAGGAGGACAAUCGAAGGAAGCAAAUACAGCGGCCAUUGCAUCAAAAUGAUACUAAUAAACAGCGGACACUCUCACGGUUCGAUGUGGACGAACAAGCAUCGCAGGCAUAUGUCAGCCCUGCGAGGAGAAGGAAAGCUGCCUCUUCGGUUCCUCCAAGCGCGCCAGAACCAGACUUGUUGCAGACCCCGUCCCUGCCCACUAGGCCUACUCGGCCAGCUACAACAUCCCCUGCCAGGCAGACACGCACUCCCGCCCCGGUACGACCAAAGGCAGCUCCAAGGGCGGUUCCCCAAAUCUCAGCUACAUCUUUAUCAUCUAUACACAGUCACCGGCAGAAAGGAACGGAAGCUUACAAGCGAGGGGACUACGCUGUUGCACACACCUCAUACUCUAGUGCCAUAUCUUUAACACCUAAUGACCACCCCAUCCUUAUUAUUCUACUUACCAACCGUGCCUUGACUGGUUUAAAAACGGGCGAACCCAAAAAUGCUAUAAGUGAUGCGGAUCGUGCCCUGUCCAUAAUUGGUCCCUCACACGGUGACUCGGAGACCAUUGAGCUGGGCAAUGGAGAGCCAACCAAGGAUAUGAGAGAAUUUUUCGGCAAGGCCCUGAUGAGAAAGGCUGAGGCAUUGGAGCAGCUUGAAAAGUGGAAAGAUGCGUCGGCAGUAUGGAGAGAAGCUAUUGAGUCUGGCCAUGGUGGAAAUACCAGUAUUCAGGGCCGAAACAGAUGCGAAAAAGCUGUCUCUAUCGGUCAAAAUGGCACUUUAUCAACGCCAACCAAGCCUGUUUUGGCUCCUGCUCGUCCCAAGCCAGCUUCUAGGCCUGCUGCACCCAAGUCGGUCUCGACCAAACCAGCCGAAGCAGUCACUCGCCUACGAGCCGCGAAUGAGGCUGCCGAUCGGUUAGAUAACGAAAAGUUCGACCUUGCUGACGCCGUCGAAGCAAAGCUUACAGCUUGGAAGGGAGGUAAACAGGAUAACCUGCGUGCGCUGCUAGCCAGUUUGGACACAGUUCUAUGGCCGGAAGCCGGAUGGAAGAAGAUCAGCAUGGCUGAGCUGAUUCUUCCUAACAAGGUGAAGAUUCAGUAUAUGAAGGGUAUUGCGAAAGUGCAUCCUGACAAGGUACGACGGACACUGAUUGUAUAA